Messenger RNA from Dendroctonus ponderosae (mountain pine beetle), 1836 nucleotides. RefSeq names its product zinc finger CCHC domain-containing protein 24. Lineage: Eukaryota; Metazoa; Arthropoda; Insecta; Coleoptera; Curculionidae. The record is from RefSeq and is a predicted model, not a curated record. The coding region runs from base 470 to 1201 and encodes 243 amino acids. The transcript has 5 exons. Gene Ontology annotation, molecular function: nucleic acid binding; zinc ion binding.
UCGGAUCCAGAUAUCCCGAAUUGACCGGCGUGCACACAUUCAGAAUUCAGAGCACCCUUGAUUAGUUGCGCUCGUUUUAAUCAAGACAGCGGUACGAUUUUUUAAAUACUUCCUCCUUUUUAGGAUGUAAAUUUUAACGAUAGUUGAAUAGUGACGAAAUGGUUUUUUGAAUCGGACUCUUAAGACUCCCGGGAGCCUUGAGUUUAUGCUGAUUGAUGUUUAAAGUGACUACCAGAUAAUACUCCAAUUUUUCUACUUUCGAAUUGAAUUUUUUUAAAACACUAACUGUUCAAAGUUGUCCCUUAUAAAAUUCUUUAAAAAAAUAUAAAAAGUGGAUGGUUUUAAUGGAAUUCUUUUGAUAGUUAUCCAAUGAUCAUGGUCACUUCUGAGUUUUCUGAGUGCCAGGAGUAGUGUACCUGCUAGUGUAAUUUAGUUCUGGAUAAUCAGGUUCAUCUACGAUAUUUUCGAAAUGUCUCCGACAGCGACGCUUUUCAACCAACCCUCUCAAUUCACACCGUCUUACUCCAACGUGAACAGACACUCAAGGCAGCCUGAAUAUGCGAGUUCUGGUUCAACCAAUUCGCUAUUUACGCCAACCUACACGACCCCAAACAAUUGGUACCAGUACCAAACUACUGAACCUUAUCAGGCAAAAAUGUUAAGUCCCACAUGGAAUUCCACGUAUUCACCAGGCCAAGGCCAAUUCUCCUACAAUCCCUAUAACUUGGCAACUCUCAGUAAUCUAACCAGCCUGAACAAUUUAAAUAAUCCCUUUUCGAACGACCAUUUAGCUGACAUAACCGAACAACUGGCCGAAUUAGCCUUAGAUCGAAGACCUUUGAAACGACCUCCAACUUCAUACUUGUGCCAUUUAUGCUUCCAGAAAGGCCACUAUAUAAAGGACUGUCCACAGGUGAGUGAAGCUCGUCCUAGAGGUGAAGGCAAAACCCCAUACCAAGGCAGAAAAAGAUGUUUUGGAGAAUACAAAUGCUCAAAAUGUAAACGGAAAUGGAUGUCUGGAAAUUCUUGGUCUAAUAUGGGCCAAGAGUGCAUCAAAUGCCAUAUCAACGUAUAUCCCCAUAAACAGAGGCCCUUGGAAAAACCAGAUGGACUAGAUGUGUCCGAUCAAUCGAAAGUGCAUCCUCAACACUUGUGCCAAAAGUGCAAGGAAUUGGGAUAUUAUUGCAGAAGAGUGCAAUAAAGGGAAGAAAUGCUUCCUUUUCCUUUACACUAUCUUAAAGUUAAUUUAAUGUUACUACUUUCAAACCGAUAUAGAUGUUUAGGUGUUUUACUUGUUCAGUUGAAUGUAUUUUUUAUUUUUCUUAUUUUUAUAUUUUUGUUAACGAUUUUAUCAAUCAGUAUUUUGUUUUGAUCAUAUAUAGUUUAUUACUGCCUAAUAAGUACUUAGGUAUUUGAUGCAAGAUCUGAUUUGAUUUGCUGUUUUCGGUGUAUAUAAUUUAAAGGCCGCCGAAAAUUUUUUGUACUUACUGAUGUCCAUGAUAUGGGCUUCUCGGUCGUUAUAAAGAAUUUUUUUAUGUCCGUCCUAUAUUUCUCUCCGGACGUUUCACAGGGACGAGUAACUUCUCUCGAUAACUCCUUAAAAAAACGACAUCUAUUUCGAAUCACCCUGUAUUCUGUAGCUUUCUUUAUCGAAACUAGCAGGUAAUAAAACGCUACGAUAAAAAACUGUUUUACUUUAAAUUAAGAAAAAUUUUCUUAGCCACUGACUGAUGGGCAAAAGCGGAUGAUUAAACUUGCUAAUGUAAAUUCGCAGUUACUGCGUGAUUGUAAGGCGUGUUGAAACUACUUCAAAUAAUAAAACAUGUUAUUUAAAAA